GGGCCGGGACUGGAGGGCUGCUUGAAACUCGACUGCAGGUCUGCAGAUGGAAGGCGGACAGUGUAACUCUAGGUUUCUUUUUUUCCUCUCCAGCAUGCAUGGCUUUUGUUUCUAGGAGAGGGGACAGACAGAGCUGAUGCAGAGAAAAGCACUUACCUUUCACACUGUACUUGGGAGCCCUUUGUAAGUGCCCGAGUGCACAGUGUGGCACUCAGUCUGCGCUCUGCAGCUGCAUAGACUAUGUUCAGUCACCACACGGCUGAAUUGAUUUUAUAACACAGAAGGAAGAGACUGAGAGAGACAGAUAACAGUGGAGAGUGGGUUAUACUGUCCGUGCUGUUCUAACACCCACAGAACCUGGAAAUUAAACUUUUUUUCCACACAUCUAGCCUUUUUAAGGCUACACUGGACUGAACUAUUAUCGAGUUUACUACACAUCUCAGGAGUGAAUUAUUUCUUGCGCUUUUUUUCUACUCAGCUCAAACUGUGAAGAGGGAGAAAAGAGCUGAGUUUGCUUUAAAGUGAAUCGGAGGGACCAAGAAGAGAGGGAGAGAGAAAGAGCAAGAACACCGCUCUCCCUCUGUGUGUAGCUAUAACUGGGCAGCAUGGUGCAGAAAAUGAGCCACACAGAGAGCACCGCCGAGGCGCUGUCCUUUUUCGCCGGGGAUUCGAGCUCCGACUCCGGGGCUUGCAUGGACCUGGACCCGGCAGCCUCGCCGCUCUCCCCGGGCUCCACGGCUUCUUCAACCGCCGGGGACAAGCUGGGAGAGAACCCGGCAUGGUGUAAAACUCCCAGCGGCCACAUCAAGAGACCCAUGAAUGCGUUUAUGGUGUGGUCACAGAUAGAGAGGAGGAAGAUCAUGGAGCAGUCUCCGGACAUGCACAACGCUGAGAUCUCCAAGAGGCUGGGGAAGCGGUGGAAGCUGCUCAGAGACAGCGACAAGAUCCCCUUCAUCAGAGAGGCGGAGCGGCUCAGGCUCAAGCACAUGGCGGACUAUCCCGACUACAAGUACCGGCCGAGGAAGAAGGUAAAAUCAAGCGCCUCUAAGCCUGGCAGCAACGGAGACAAGGGAGACAAACUCAACAGUAGCUCUAACAACACCAGCACUAAGUCAUCCUCAUCUUCGAGGAAGAAUGGAUCCAAAUCACCCAGCAGCAGCAAACCCCACAAAUCACUUUUCGGGAGCAGCAGCAGUAGCACCAAAGCAUCACCGUUUGCCUCUGAACACCCGUCAGAGCACCAUCACAACUCUCUCUACAAGUCCAAAUCUGUCUCCUCGGCGGCCAAGCUCAUACCGGAUGGCAAGAAGCCCAAGCGGGUCUACGUCUACGGCAGCAGCGGGGCCAGCUUGAGCGUCAGCCCCGCGUCCUCGGUGGUGGUCCCGGCCAGCCCGACGCUCAGCAGCUCGGCGGAAUCCAGCGACCCGCUCAGCCUGUACGAGGACGCGGCCAGCGGCAGGGAGGAGGGAGCAGCCUCCCCGGGCAGCAGCGGCAGCCUGGGCGGCUCUUCGGAGCGCCACGGCGGGCACACGUACAGCAGUCGGCGGGCUUCCUCACCGACCCCCUCCGGCUCUCACUCCUCCGCCUCGUCCCACUCGUCCUCCUCAUCUUCCUCUGAGGAUGAAGAGUUUGAGGACGACUUGCUCGACAUUAACCCGAGCCCCAGCUUUGAUAGCAUGUCGCUGGGAAGCUUUGGCUCCUCGGUGCUUGACAGGGACUUGGAUUUGAACUUUGAGUCCGGCUCCGGGGGCUCCCACUUCGAGUUCCCCGACUACUGCACGCCCGAAGUCAGCGAAAUGAUCUCCGGGGACUGGCUGGAGUCCACCAUCUCCAACCUGGUGUUCACAUACUGAGCAAGAAAAGGCAAAAAAUUAAAAAAAAAACGACAGGUUUUGUCUGUCCUACGAGCUAAAAUAUGACCACAAACAGAAACAGGAGUUCCUGGUACAGUGGGCGUAAUAGUUUGUGUUAUAACUACACGAGACUAGUAAAAACCCACUGAAACUAGCCCCGUCCCUUCUCGUCCAUAGGCAAGUGCUGCAACUCCUUGGAAAGCUAAACUUUAAAGCGAAUAACUUGCUUUUUGUAGCUACUUUUCUUCGGAUGCGUGGACUGGGGACUCGGUUCAACCACACAAAGUGGAGUGCAAACACGAGAAGGAGAGAAAAAGAGAGACUGGCUGAGUUUCCUGAGAGUGAAACGCUCAGUCCUGAACUGUUUUUGAACUGAACAACUUAACUGUGAUUGAUUUGCACGUUAUGCGGUCCGCCGUUCACUUAAUCAAUGUUGUUGCUGAUUUAAAAAAAAGGGACAUUUCACAACUUUUUACCAAUCGCCAAGUGAACUUCACCACUAAAAAGGUACAGAAAUAGGACUGUCGUGCGACAUUUUUAUUGUGGUGUGUCACCGAGAGGGAUUUUUAAUGAAACCGAGGUGGGUUGAUGUUUUUUAAAAGUCGAAUAUUUUCUCAAAAGCAAAAAACGUGUUAAGCAUGAUAGCCUACUUUGUUCCUAUCUUGUGCUGAGAUUUUCUGUGAGACUGUCGAGCAGUUUAAAAACUAGUAUUAGGGUUAUUUAAAUGGAUAGGUGGCGCUCGCUUUCGGUUCUUCUCUUUAAAAAAAAAAGGACAUUGAAAUAAUCACCAGCUGUUGUAAUUUUUCAAACUUCAGGAUUCAAACGCAACUUCAAAUCUGUGCUGAACUUUAUACACUUGUUCUCUACGAUUCAGGACCAAAAUUCUUUAAUUUCAGAUGAUAGCUAUAGAGAAAUCCUCACCGAUUUUUUUUCAUCCUCUGAGCUUUGUUUUGUACAUGUAUUCAGAUGCCAUUUUAUAUGGGAUGUUGUAUUUAUAUACUGGGCCAAGCAUUUUUGACUUGAUCAUUUUUUUAAUUUCUUGUAUACAUGAUCUAGUCCUGUUUUUUUUUUUCCUUACACGGUUGUUUGUCAGUAUGUCUGUGUCUGUCACAUUUCCUUCUCAGGCGAAGGGCUAGAGUUUUAAAAACACACAACUUUUGAUUUCAUUUUAUAUUUAAAUGUACACACUUUUUGGACACUUAAAAGAGAGGAAACAGUUCGAUUAUUUUCUCAGUGUAUUUUUGUACAAAUCUAUAUAGAAAAUGGGGGAGUCAACAAUCGGUGUGUGUAGCCUACUAAUACAGCUGUAUUGGAUUUCCUAAUUUUUAAUACCCCGGCAGGCUGGUUUUCAUGCUGCCUUCAAGUGCUCAUGGUAAACUCGUUUUUAUCGCCUGUUCAAAUGCUUUUGUAAGGACAGCCAGCAAAUAGACCUUCUAUCACUGUGGUGCCUGUUGUUUAAUUUUAGGGAUUAAAGGCAUCAAGGUAUUUUUUUUACUUGACGGGAAUAGCAGAGGAAAUAAUAACGAUCACAUGUUUAAUUGGUGUUUUGAUCCACAAAUUUGGCCAACUUUCUUUGACUUUUACCAGCACAUACUGACAAGACUUGUUUGAUGUCCAAUCCCUGAACAUUCAGUAUUGUCAGGACAGACAUGAGAUACUUUACCACCCAGUUAUAAGGAUGCAAUUACAGUUUUCCCAACAGCACUUGAAAGCAGCACCAGCCUUUGUAUCUGCCUACCUUCUACGUUUACAGUGCCAGUCUGCAGGCUCCUUAAAGACACAGGAAUGCAUUAUUUCUAGAGGCUAUUCCUGUGGACCAUGUGGGUUUAACAGCAUCAUCAUCUUAAGCAGCCACUUGUUUUUUGCAUUUUUCCGUCAGAUAUCUUGCCUACGACAACAAAUGAGGAGAUUGUAGCUUUAAAUUUGACUUAUUUCUUGAUGUUUUCAUUAAUUGAUGUCACAUUUGCCAAUCAACCUCUGGAUUGAACAGGCUAUCAAAUACAGCAAGCAAACAACAAGGAUGAUAACAUCAGGCAUAUUCAAAUUUCUGACUUGAGUUCCGCAACACCUACUUGUACUGCGUUUCUCAUUGUAUUUGAAUAUAUAAUCUUUUCUACUUGUCAGCUAACUAUUAGCUAAUAAUUGUUUUAGUAUCUUUAUGGCAUGGUGAAUAGCAUUUGUAUUUCAGAUUCAGGUUAUUAGCUGUUGUGUUUUUCAGAAAAAAUGAAAAAAUGAGGAAAAACGAUGAAACGUGAACUCGAUCUUUGUAUAUUUGACUGUAUCAUAAAGCAAAAAGAUUGUGUGUUUAUGUACGUUGUUGCUAUCGAGGACAGGCACUGUCUAGAACUGCUAUCUUUUACACAUCCUUACUUACAUUUAAGGUGGUCAGUUCAGGACUCUUUUUUUAUAUAUAUAUGAAAGCAUUUUUAAAUAUAUUGACUUUAUUUUUCAUCCAUCCUGUGCAAUAUGCUGUGUAGAAUUAUCAUUUAUUGUCUCUAAUCAUGCCAUAAACAAAGGAACCACCCUUUUUUUGGGACUCAGAGAAAGGGGAGGGAUACUCAUGCCAGCUAAAUUGUGUCCAUUCACUGCCUGUCAGAUUGUUGAUAUAAACUUGUGUACAGAACUUUUUCAAGGAAGGAAAUAAAUAUCAGCUGGAACUGAAACUCUACAA
This is a messenger RNA of Centropristis striata (black sea bass), 4524 nucleotides long. RefSeq names its product SRY-box transcription factor 4b (gene sox4b). The transcript has a single exon. Gene Ontology annotation, molecular function: RNA polymerase II cis-regulatory region sequence-specific DNA binding; DNA-binding transcription activator activity, RNA polymerase II-specific. Gene Ontology annotation, biological process: positive regulation of transcription by RNA polymerase II; anatomical structure morphogenesis; cell differentiation. The record is from RefSeq and is a predicted model, not a curated record. Bases 606 to 1853 code for a protein of 415 amino acids. NCBI's taxonomy places the organism in Eukaryota, Metazoa, Chordata, Actinopteri, Perciformes, Serranidae.